UACAAAAUCUGCAACAUGCAGCCAUGCCCGGAGCAGCAGGACUUUCGUGCCCAUCAGUGCUCGGCGUACGAUGAUGUGCCCUACGAUGGUGCACUGCUCAAGUGGACUCCACACUACGACUACUCGGAGCCGUGUGCUCUGACGUGCAGGGGUCGACCACAGCAUCUGCUGGAAGAUAUGCCGGAUUCGGCGGCUGCCAGCGAGUCCUUUCCGCCCGUAGCUGGCGACGACGAGCCUAGCGUCAUAGUGCAACUCUCGAACCGAGUCCAGGACGGUACCCGGUGUCGUCCCGGAAGUCUAGACAUGUGCAUCCAAGGCAAAUGUCAGCGCGUCGGAUGUGACUUGAAAAUCGGUUCCACGAAGAAGAUCGACGUGUGCGGCGUGUGCGGAGGCGACGGAACAUCCUGCAGCCAGCCGCUCUAUCAGUGGGAGAUAGCACCGAUGUCACUCUGCUCUGUCACCUGCGGAGGCGGAUACAAAAUGGCAAUGCCCACAUGCCGGAAUCGAGUGACUGGCGUUGACGUAGAGGAAUCACUGUGCAACGCUUCAUCCCGGCCGGAACCUACGGUAGUGCAAUGCAACACCCAUCUAUGUCCACCGAAAUGGGUCACCGACGAAUGGCGACCCUGUUCCAAGUCUUGCGGUGGCGGCAUUCGGGAGCGCGUAGUGGUUUGCGCGGAAGAAAGCAAUGGUGCUAAAAAUAAGGUUCCCGACGAAGCGUGCCGGGGCGUACGACCAAAGAGCCAGGAAGCGUGCAAUACUCAAGAGUGUCCCAAAUGGAUCACCGGAGAAUGGAGUGGGUGCUCGGUAUCUUGUGGCAGCGGCAUUCAGGUCCGUAGCGUUGAAUGCAUGGACUCGAGCGGCCAUCUGAGCAAUCAGUGCGACCCUAAGACUAAACCACCGUCCGGUCAGCAGUGUACGACCGGCAUCGGAUGCAGCGGUAGUGAUUUGUCGGGCUCGUCACCCCUAGCAGCUAUCAUCGCGUCAACGUCAUCCGGAUCCAGCGGUGCUGGACCAACCGAUGACAGCAGCAUGCACACCAAUCACGGCAAUGGAGCUUCUUCGAUGAGCGAAAAGCUCGUUCACGUGGAACGAGAUCCCACACUGAUGACGUACAACGACCAGCCGUACUACGCUCAACCACUGCGACAGGAUCGGCUUCCGAAAGCGGAGAAAAUCGUAUCCCAGAGGGUACCCAGCGAGGCAACGUAUAUCCAAGACACUGAAUGGUCACCGUGCAGCGUAACCUGUGGCGAAGGAAUCCGUCGGAAGCCGUUCCGGUGUAAGAUCUUUCUGGAAUUCUCCAAGCGGGUAGCUAUUCUGAACGAUUCGCUCUGUCAUGCCUACAAACCGUUGGAUGAGGUCGAACGAUGUGUCAUGGAACCAUGCUCGUACUCACACAAUUUUGAGGAAUCUUAUCUAAAGGAUGGCAACCGACAAAAUCUGGACGGAAUCAAAGUUCAAGCAGCCGUACCAGGGAAAACCUACUCAUGGCGGGAAGAAGGUUACACCAGCUGUAGUGCGUCCUGUCUGGGUGGAGUCGAAGAGCUUAUCAUCAACUGUAUCCGUGAUGAUACGGCAAAGAUAGUGUCUCCUUUCUUGUGCUCACCCGAGACAAAACCCGAGGCGCGGAUACGAACCUGCAACGAUAUACCGUGUCCACCUCGGUGGAAUUAUUCCGAGUUCACACCAUGUUCGAAAUCAUGCGGAUUCGGCAUUCAGACACGUGAAGUAACCUGUAUUCAUGAAGUGACCCGUGGUGGCGAGAAUACGAUGAUCGUACCAAACAGUAUGUGCACAACGAAACCUCAACCGGAUCGACAGUACUGCAACAUUAUCGAUUGCCCCGUACGGUGGGAAGUGUCCGAUUGGAGCAAGUGUUCGAAACCAUGCGGUGGAGGAAUUAAAGAGCGUCGCGUUGAAUGCAAGCAAAUUAUGGCUCAAGAGCAUAAAGUGGAGCGACCGGCUUCCAUGUGCCCAAGCAGUAAGCCACCGGAUAAAAAACCUUGCAACACGAAAGCCUGUGCUCCGGAAGACCAACGGCCGCCGAUUGCUGGAACAAACUCGACCUUCAUACAGCACGAUCCUAAAAAGAAUAAAAUCACUUUGAAAAUCGGUGGUGCUGCUACCGUUUUCUUCGGAACACAAAUCAAAAUCAAAUGUCCAGUGAAACGAUUCAAUCGUACCAAGAUCAAAUGGAGCAAAGAUCAAACACCUCUAACCAAGUCGAAGAAAAUCAAAAUCUCCAAGAAAGGAGCGCUACGCAUAUUGGACGUCACAUUCCGGGAAGCGGGGAUGUACACCUGUCAUGCUGGCUUAAGUCAUGCCGAUCUUCGCCUUUCGGUGAAACCAAAACCGGGCGCAGUCGAAAGUAACAGCGAGGACAACGAAAGCCAUCGUGAAGGAGCGGAUCUAAAUGCACUGAGGGAUCAUACGUAUGUGGUGUCCCAGAAUGGGGCCGACGAAAAGGGUGGAAGAAGAAAUCGUGAAAAAGCUCGAGGGAAAAACCGCCAACGACCGCCUUCCGAUACCGUUCAGAAUGCAGCAAGUAGUGUAAUGGAGGACGAGGAGCUCAUGAGAUCCCAUUCGCAAAUGACCGCCUCCGACAGUACGGUGCCCUCGGACGGAGCGAUCGCGGCCAGCUCCGGUACCCGAACGAUGCCAAUGCCGCACUUUCAGCACCUUCUAGCCAGCCUACAGCUUCUUCUAUGGCCAUUUCAGACAUUCACCAACUCGAAAGGCCACCAGCUACUGAUGGAACAGGAGUACAGCCAUUUUGAUUCGGAUCGAGCGGAGAAGGACGAACCGGCUAAGCCGUUCAACGUGUACGAACUGCUGAAGGCUCGGGAUAGGUACGGGCUAGGACUGACGGCUGAGCGGAACGACUCCACCGACGCAGGCGGAGGGGACCUGGCACCGCUGGUGGAAAGCAUCGAGUUCGAGUGGAUGACAACGCCCUGGUCCGAAUGCUCACAAACGUGCGGAUCCAACGGCAGUGGCUAUCGGCUUCGAUCAGCGCACUGUAUGGUAAAGCUGACCAACUCCAGUCACACGGUAGACAACAGUCUUUGCGAGGACGCAGGCCUCGUGAUACCGGAAACAGUGGAAAAGUGCGGCAAUGUCGAGUGUCCUCGCUGGGUCACCACCGAGUGGUCCGUUUGUCUGCAGUCCAAGUGUUUCAGCUGGCACACGGCCCUACAGAAGCGGGAUGUUUUCUGCAAAUUCGCCAACGUCAGUCUCAGCGACAAGUGUGAUGAAUUGGAGAGGCCCGUUACCAAGCAGGAGUGUUACAACGAAAUGUGCAAGGGUGUCUGGCGGGUGGAACCCUGGUCGGAGUGCAAUUCUGCCUGCGGUGGCCAGGGAAUUAAAUACCGAAUACUACAGUGCGUUUGGUACGGUACAAAGAAACCGGCUGGUAAUGCUUGCAAGGAUCAGCCCAGGCCAGCCGUCAUGAAGGUUUGUAAAGGACCACCUUGUAUUUCUAACCUAUCAGAGUGCAAAGACUUAUCGAGGUAUUGUAAAAACGUAAAAUCCAUGGGCCUAUGUAGACUUCACCGUUACCAGCAACAAUGUUGCAAAACUUGUAGGUUUAAUAUUUACUAA
Messenger RNA from Sabethes cyaneus, 3603 nucleotides. RefSeq names its product protein madd-4 (gene nolo). The transcript is spliced from 16 exons. Gene Ontology annotation, biological process: extracellular matrix organization. Bases 16 to 3603 code for a protein of 1195 amino acids. NCBI's taxonomy places the organism in Eukaryota, Metazoa, Arthropoda, Insecta, Diptera, Culicidae. The record is from RefSeq and is a predicted model, not a curated record.